GCCAGCAACGCGGCGGCGGCGGCGGCGGCCGCGGCUCUGCUCGUCCGUCCCGAGCGCGAGACGUAAUCGGCUAACCAGCGACCGGGACCGAAAGCAUGAGCACCGACGUCUGCAUUUAUAAGAAGAUGACGGUCGACGGCUAGCAGAACGGCCGCGCCGCCGGUGCCGCUCGUCCACCUGGCGAGCGACUGGCGAACCAUGCAGGAGCCGCUGGCCAACCACGGCGGCGGGGGCCCGGGCGGGCCGGACGCCGGUCACGCGGAGACGGUGGAGACCAAGGACGCGCUGCUGCACGCCAUCAACGAGGAGUAUGUGGAGGCGGUGGAGGUGCUGCUGGAGCACGAGGAGAUGAUCCACCGGCCGGGCGAGCUGCACAGCUGGGAGGCGCUGCCGGCCGACACGGCCACCUUCACGCCAGACAUCACGCCGCUCAUCCUGGCCGCCCACCGCGACAAUUACGAGAUCAUCAAGAUCCUGAUGGACCGCGGCGCCAGCCUGCCCACCCCGCACAGCUGCAGGUGCGGCUGCGAGGAAUGUAUGACGUCACACGGGGAGGACUCGCUGCGUCACAGCCGCUCGCGCAUCAACUCGUAUCGGGCACUGGCCAGUCCGUCGCUGAUUGCGCUCAGCAGCAAGGACCCGAUCCUGCAGGCGUUCGAGCUGAGCUGGGAACUGCGGCGGCUGAGCGUGCUGGAGCACGAGUUCAAGACCGACUACCAGGAGCUGCGGAAACGCUGUCAGGACUUCGCCACGGCGCUGCUGGACCACACGCGCAGCUCGUACGAGCUGGAGGUGCUGCUCAACCACGACCCCAGCGGGCCGGCCUUCGAGCACGGCGAGCGCAUGCACCUCAGCCGGCUCAAGUUGGCCAUCAAGUAUAAACAGAAGAAGUUCGUAGCCCACCCGAACGUGCAGCAGCUGCUGGCCUCCAUCUGGUACGAGGGUCUGCCCGGCUUCCGUCGGAAAAAUAUGUUCCUGCAGAUGAUCGAGGUGAUUCGAAUCGGGAUCCUGUUUCCGCUCUUCUCCUUCUGCUACAUCACGGCCCCGCACAGUCGGGUGGGCCAGACAAUGCGCAAGCCGUUCAUCAAGUUCAUCUGCCACUCCGCCUCCUACCUGACAUUCCUGGUAUUGCUCAUUCUGGCGUCGCAGCGUAUUGAAACAGUGGUGCUGGAUUGGUUCGGCAUGGCGCACGUGGCACGCGGCUGGAUCGCCACGGACGUCACCACCAAACGCGGCGCGCCACCCAGCCUGGUGGAGUGGCUCAUCCUGGCCUGGGUUGCAGGCCUGAUAUGGAGCGAGAUCAAGCAGUUGUGGGACAUAGGCCUUCAGGAAUACGCCAGCGACCUCUGGAAUGUGAUCGAUUUUGUCACCAACGCGCUGUACGUGGCCACCAUCGCCCUGCGCGUAGUCGCCUUCCGACAGGUCCAGAAGGAGCUGGCGGAGAACACGGGCACAGCCAAUCUGCCGCGCGAGUGCUGGGACGCCUGGGACCCGAUGCUGAUUGCCGAAGGCCUGUUCGGCGCGGCCAACAUAUUUAGUUCUUUGAAGCUCGUGUACAUUUUCUCGAUAAACCCUCAUCUGGGGCCGCUGCAGGUGACCCUCUCCAGAAUGGUGCUCGACAUCAUGAAGUUCGUCUGUCUCUUCGUACUGACUUUGUUUGCGUUCUCCUGCGGCCUGAACCAGCUGCUGUGGUACUACGCGGACCUAGAGAAACAAAAGUGUUACGUGCUGCGCUGCCAUGGCCCCCAAUGCGUGGAUCGGGAGAAGGAUCCAGACGCCUGUUUUGUGUGGCGAAGGUUUUCCAAUCUGUUUGAGACAAUGCAGACGCUCUUCUGGGCCGUGUUCGGCCUCAUCGACCUGGACAACUUCGAGCUGGCCGGCCUGAAGACGUUCACCCGGUUCUGGGGCAUGCUCAUGUUCGGCUGCUACUCCGUCAUCAACAUCACUAUCCUGCUCAACCUGUUCAUCGCCAUGAUGAAUCAUUCCUAUCAACUCAUCUCGGAACGUGCCGACACCGAGUGGAAGUUUGCCCGUAGCAAGCUCUGGAUGAGCUACUUUGAAGAGGGCGGGACAGUGCCGCCACCCUUCAACGUCAUCAUCACGCCCAAGUCUAUCUACUACAUGUUCCGCUGGCUGAUCCGCAAGCUCUGCGGCCACUCACAUGCCGCGCGCAAGGAACAUAUGCGGACCGUCAGGCGCAAGGUGCGACAGGCGAGCGAGAGAAACCACCGGUAUCAGACCAUCAUGCGGAACCUGGUGCGGCGUUACGUGACGCGUGAGCAGCGCAAGGCGGACAACCAGGGCGUGACAGAGGACGACGUGAACGAGAUCAAACAGGACAUCUCGGCCUUCCGCUGCGAGCUGGUCGAGAUCCUGCGCAACUCGGGCAUGAACACAUCCUCUGCCAACCCCGGCACUGGGUCGGGUGGCAAAAAGAACCGUUUGAAGGAACGGCGUCUGAUGAAGGGAUUCAACCUGGGCUCCAUGCACCCGCCAUCGGCGGCGACGGCUGCCGCCGCCAGCCGGCGCGAGUCCACGCUCUCGGCGACCUUGACCGCGGCGCUGGCCCCCUCGUCGCUGACCUCGGCCUCGGCCCUGGAGGCAGCGCAGGAGGCCGGCGCCAAGUCCCCCACCUUCCGGCUCUCCAGGUUUGCCCGAGUCGCCGAGCAGCGAUUGGCCAAGCGUGAGAUGAGCAAGAAGCGCUGGGGGACUCUGGUCGAGGCCGCCAAGAACGCGCGCGUCGCUAAGCUGCUGUCGCGCAGCCGGAGCGAGGACUCGAGCUGCAGCUCGGGCGCGCCCUCUUCGUCGCGCGAGCCGCUGAUGCUGCCGCCUGGCGGCCGCUUCCCGAACGUGCCCGGCAUCCAGCCGAUCACUCGGCAGAUGUCCCAGGGGUGGCUCUGA
This is a messenger RNA of Pollicipes pollicipes, 2901 nucleotides long. Its product is annotated as transient receptor potential-gamma protein-like. Gene Ontology annotation, molecular function: protein binding; store-operated calcium channel activity; inositol 1,4,5 trisphosphate binding. Gene Ontology annotation, cellular component: cation channel complex; plasma membrane. Lineage: Eukaryota; Metazoa; Arthropoda; Thecostraca; Pollicipedomorpha; Pollicipedidae. Gene Ontology annotation, biological process: calcium ion transmembrane transport; regulation of cytosolic calcium ion concentration. The record is from RefSeq and is a predicted model, not a curated record.